UCUCAUUUUAACAUUUAAUCAUUAACUACCAUGCCAGUUGUUAAUGUUUAUUCUACUUCAGUGACUUCAGAGAAUGUAUCACGUUUUGAACUUCUUGCCUGGGUAAAUAAUUCUCUUCAGUCUAAUUUAACAAAAAUAGAAGAAAUGGCGACGGGGGCUGCCUAUUGCCAACUUACUGAUUUACUCUUUCCGACGCGUGUACCGCUUAAGAAAGUCAAAUGGAAUAGCCGGCAAGAAGUUGAUUGGAUGAAUAAUUGGCGAGUUUUGCAACAUUCUUGGAAGGAUAUUGGAAUUGACAGGCCAAUUCCUGUCCAAAGUUUGAUGCGUGCCAAGUUUCAAGACAAUUUUGAGUUUCUUCAGUGGUUUAAAAAGUUUUUCGAUGCAAACUUUGACGGGCAUGAGUAUGACGCGGCUGCAGCACGGAAUAAUGAGGAAUUUCCUGCUGCGUUGCCUGGUGGAGCCACUAAGAAAGCACCUCCAGCUGUUGGUAAUUCAACUGCCGCAGCUUCCAGGCGUUCAACAGCACAGGGGCCGACAUCUCGACCUGUUGGUGUGCCAAAGCCAGAUGCUAGAGAUACCAGGCGUUCCUUAAAUGUUAGUGCAAGAGCAGUGCCGGCGGCAGCGCCGAAAGCUGCGGCAAACACUCGAGCACCUCCAUCUGCAGCGACAACUACUGCUUCAGCAGCAGCUAAGCGUCGUCCUCCAAUUGUUCAUUCUCCUCAAAAGAAUGGUGUAACUGUUCGGAAUGGGCAACAGACAUUGCGUACAUCAGGACGUAAAAGUACUGCUCCUUCAUCUACUGGAAAUCGUAGUGGAAUUGGGACUGCUGAAAUUACUCUUAUUGAACAACAGAAAAAAGAAUUGCAAUCUCAAAUUGAUGAGAUUACCAAAAAUUCUUUAAUUUACGAGCGUGAACGUAAUUUCUAUUUUGGAAAAUUACGCAAGAUUGAAUGUCUCUGUAAUGAGAAUGCUGCAAAUGAAGUAUUUUCAUCUUUAAUUGGACAAAUACAAAAAAUAAUUCAAAACAAAAAUGAAAACGAAGAGGAGCAGCAACCAUUAAAUGGCGAUACUUUUACUAAAGAUAAUGAGACUUUUACUGCAAAACCAAAAGAAAUUGAUGCCAAUCAAUUUCCUAUUGUUUUUGAUGAUAGUGGAAGUUUUGGAAAUCCUGACAAUAUUUUGGAUAUUGCUAUGAAUGUUACUAAAGAUGAGACAAACAAUGAAAUAAAUUCUACUCAAAUAAUAAUUCCGUCUGUUCAACAACAGCCGUUAAUUGAGCCAGAAUUUGAAAAAGAACAACAUCACCAAUCUGCUAUGGGAGACUAUAGUAUUGAGGGGAUUCCGGGAAAUAAUACUUAUAAUAUUGAUGAAGGAAUGGAAGGAUUAGAUGCUAUUAAAUUGCCACAUUCUAUAAUCUCUGAACAAGAACUUCAAAAUGCUGAACGUUCAAUGGAAGCUGCCGGAAAUAAAGUUCGUGAAGAAUUAAACACUGAAGUUGGGAUUAACAAUAAUGGUGGGGUGGAGAGUGAUGAUUUGGUUAAAAAUACUAAAUGAAUUGAAAAUAUAUUUUUUUGAAUUUAAAAGGGCUUAAAGUAUGUUUU
Molecule: messenger RNA, 1601 nt
Organism: Meloidogyne enterolobii
Lineage: Eukaryota; Metazoa; Nematoda; Chromadorea; Rhabditida; Meloidogynidae
Source: the annotation of a GenBank genome assembly